Messenger RNA from Dalotia coriaria, 4599 nucleotides. RefSeq lists its product as uncharacterized. Lineage: Eukaryota; Metazoa; Arthropoda; Insecta; Coleoptera; Staphylinidae. Gene Ontology annotation, biological process: autophagosome-lysosome fusion. The transcript has 11 exons. The record is from RefSeq and is a predicted model, not a curated record. Bases 872 to 2722 code for a protein of 616 amino acids.
GACGCCAGUGAUCGUAGCGCAGCCCUUCGGUGAUGUUGCGCCACCCUUAACGCUCGAUUUCACGCGUCAUGCUUAAAUUACACCCUUUUACCAAAUAAAAAAAUAAUAACAACGCUUAAAUAAAGUGCAGAGUGAAUUUAAGGGUUGUUGGAUAUUUUACCCUUUAACACUUUUAAACUAUCAAUAAUAAUAAUAAAAGUUUUACUGUUUAAAAACAUGAGUGUUAUUUGUCACGUCAAACACGUUGUGUGACUUAAGUUACUUUACUUAUCAAACUCAAUUGUGCGCUGUGUGUGAGUGUGGUGAGAGUGCGGUGCAUUCCCGAGGUCGCCGUCGACCUCAAAGUGACUUAAGUCGCAUCGCUGGAUUCAUUCGACUUGAGUCGAGAACGUAGACUGGUGUUCCGUGCGCCGUGCGCUCAGUGUUAUUGUAUUUAACCUAACAAAACAUAACAAAUUGACUUAAGUCGUCUUAAGUCAACCAAAGUGUGAAUAUAUACUCCGCUGUGCGAAUCGCCUGAUAUCGGAUUAGUAUUGCCUUUGGAUUGCGGUGGUCUUGUGUGUUAUAUUGCUGUGUGUGCAUGAUUCUGGAUUAUUAUCACUGUUGCACCUCUGCGCUGUUAUCGGCGCCGGUGACGUGAGCGCGCGCGCGCAUUGUGCUUGUGUGAGUGUGAGUGAUUAACGCCAGUGUGCGCAAGCAAUUAGCGCCCGGUCGUGGACGCGUUCUGUCCGAUGCGAUGAGUGGUAAUGGUUCGAUGCACCGACCCGGCUGCGGUGCGGACGAAGAACUCGUACGUUGAGAUAGUCGAGAGUGGUUCGAGUUUUUCCGCACGUCGUGCACCAGCCAACCAGUGAAAAUCACCGCCAGCACGAUGGGAACGUUUUCGUACUUUGUCUGCCUGAUGACUCUAGUGGCGUCCACAUACGGUGGAUGUGAGUUUCCGAAAGCUUGGUCUGGAACAUGGUUCCAAUCAGGACUACCAUAUCUAAAGAUCAACUCGACACACAUCGAUACCAAGGGCGAAUGUUACGAGGAGCAAGGAGACAAAUAUUUAGUCUACGAUAAAAUGGAUAAAUGCUAUCGUUGUAUGGCAAUUCAUGAAAAACAUGCAAGUGUUCUUCAAUAUAAAGAAACAUAUUGUGAACCACAUUCUACAUUUAACGACAUCUGCUAUGGAAUCACAGGAGAUGCUCCUUUAUAUAGCAUGUUUAGAAAACAUCCUGAGGGCAAAGCUGCUCCUGUACCUUGUCCUUUCAAAAGUGCACCAUUUGCGUUCAGCUACAAUCGCGGUGCAGGCGAUUGUAGUAAUCCACCCAGUAAGGCUGAGUCCUGCACGGACGACUCAAGACUUGUUCUUAAAUAUCAGGCUUGUCCGGAUAUUCCUAGUACAGAAAGUAAUGUUGAAGAAUUAGUCUGCCUCGCAACUUGGAAAGAAGGUUCAACCAAAUAUCUCAUUGGAAAGAUAAUCUCGCAAGGAAAUCGCCGUGCUAUGCUCACCGAUGAAGAGCAGUAUCGUUGCUUCAUUUAUCAGAAGGCUACCGAAAAGAGCAAGACUGUUUACCAUAUUGCCCAGUCUGGUGAUGCAACCUGCACAGGUCUUUCCAAUGUUUUCGAAGGCAGUCGCACUAUGAAAUUCACAGUCAUGGAUAAUCACCACAAUCGGUGCAAGUUUCCUUCGUGGAUUACCAUUCAUCAUACCUGGUUGAGUUUGGAUCAUCGUAAAACUUACAAAUUUUCACAACGCAAUGCCACCUUGAAGAUCCUCGAUGAGGAACCUAAACCUAAUAGAGUUGUUCAACCAGUACAACCUGUGCAACAGUUUGGGUUUCAAGAAUUCGGUUUUGAGUCGCAGGAUCAACGCAAUCCAAACACAGAAAUGCGUGUGAUUUGUCACAGUAUUCUGCAGAGUCAGGAAGAGAAGAAGGUGCAAAUUGUUGCGCAUAUUACAGCUGGAUGCGAUAGCGGUUACGUCUGUAUGGUGUUCUACAAACGCGAUUCGAACGUCAUCGAGAUCCAGGAAUCUGAAACGUACGAGGAUAAUCCGGACGACGCUUGUAGGCAUUUCGAUCCGGCGGAAAUUCCCUACACGACGCUGAUCACUACUUCUUUGCAUCCUAAAAAAUGUCCUAAUUUGGGGCGUUACGUCGUGAAUAAUCAACCCCCCGUGGUCACAGAACGUCGAAAACGACGCCAGCAACAAAAUACAGGACAUGAUAUUCCUUUGAACAAUGGUCCUGGAGCCGGUGUAGUAAGUCCUGAAUGCAUUUCUCCGACUUAUGAUAGUCUUGCUGUUGGAUGUGGUGGAUCAACCGAAACUAUGGAAUUCCGAACUGGAUGUAUUCAACAACCUAUUAAAGGAUACACAUGUCAUGGUGCCUGGCAAGAUAACGACAUGGUUUAUGUAAUCACAUCGCCGACGUCACGUAAAAGCACUGAUACACUACGCCACUGCUUCGUCUACAGUAUUGUACCCUCAUCAACCGCCCCCGUUGGCGAGGGUGGUAAACCGCCGCCUCCUGGCGGACCAAUGAUUCUACGGCUUUCAGCCGUUGCAGACUCUUGUCAUCGUCACAUACGUCCUGGAAUCGACGGCAUAUGGGCUUAUAAUUUCACUAGUAAUGGUACAUGCGCUGAAUUAGAGGGUUACAACGCCGCCCUCGUAAUGGUGGUGCCGUCCCUCCUCCUGCUGGCGUCACUGUUCUUCGUCUUUAUUUCGAGAUGAUGAAGACGCUGGCGCACGCAACGGCGCGGUUACACCGUCAACGAAUAACUUUAUUUCUUCAGAAAUCAACUUUCAACAAAUCCUAAACCAGAAACCCAACUAAAAUCAACUACAAGACGAUGACAAGAGGACAAACAAGAAAUGUUUAAAUAAAUCGUGUGUGUGAGCUUGAACUUGUUGCGAAGCAGGAACUAUUUAAUUGAGGCGGAUAAUAAUUGUGAACAGAGACCAAAAAAUUGAUAGGUAUACACAAAAGCUAAGAAAUAAAUAAAAUGCGCAAUCUUUACAUGGACGCAAAACAACAACCGAAAAGCAUAAGAAAUCUACAUUACAGAUGUUAAUUACAUACAUAUUACAUAAAUUAAAAUAAUUAUAAAGUAUAUAUUUAACUAAAUGGGUGAAAAUUGCUUAUAAAUACAAACAAACAAACAAAAAACGUUGAACGAUGAAUGAAAUACAAAAUAACAACACAGACACAAACAAAAUGAAGCGCUAUAAACGAAAUUUGUUUAUUUAAUCAAGACGUUUUGAGAUAUCGGUCUAAAAAUCAUCAAAAUUUUAUGUAAAUAAAGUUAGAAAACCAUUAUCUAAUUUGUGCAAAUCAACAUGUAUCAUGUGGAUAGUCAAUUUUUGCUAUAAUUUCAAACUUUCGGUAUUAAGUAUACGAAGAUAAUAGCAUCAAGAUGAAAUUGAACAAUGUUGCUUAAAACGAAGAGCUUGCUUCAGUGUGUCUCCUAAGCCAAUCGCGUGUUGAGAAUGUAUUCGAAGGAUAAGCCUCCUCCUUUGCUCAAAGACAAUUCGACGUUUUUAAUGAUUGUACAUAAAAUGAAGUCUAAAAUACAAAUACUAUACGAUAUUCUAUCAAAAAUGUAAUUUAUCACUCACGCAUACUGAAUGACGAAGGUGUGUUCGAAGGAUUAAACAAAUAAACUCAUACAACGAACGUUUUUUCUACCUUGUAGGUGUAAAGUUUUACAAUUAUGAUAAUCCUGGUGUGCAAGGAGGAGGCUUGAGGAAGAUAAUGAUGCGAGAAAUAAGUGAAAGAUGCUUUUCGUUGUUGAUUAUUUGUAAUAAAAUAACUAAACCAUAUAUUUUAAAUGAAAUAUAAAGUAAGGCUAUAAGAAAAUUGUAAGGAUGAAGGAUUUGUGAACAAAAUUUUUAAUCUAUAUUUUGAAAUGUACAUAUUGUAAUUUUUUGUAUUUAAUUAGAUAGUGAAAUGAAAAUUUGAAAAAUUGUCGGGGAAGAUGUGUAUCACAAUGAUGGAUUAGUUAAUGAAGAGAGACAAAAAUUGAAAAAACUGUGAUGAUGAUUCAAUGAAAAGUGUGUGUACAAGAAAAAUUCGAUGGCAACUGAAGCGAAACAAUCGUUUUGAAACGAAUAUUAGGGUGAAUAAUAAUGGACAAAGGACGAUGUGCGGAAUUAUUAUUAAUGUUUGAGCGUACGAGUAUUUAUCAAUAUUAUUCGAAUUAUCAGUCUAUUUUAUUAUUCAAUUGUUCUAAAUGUAAUGCAUUCUGCGUGGCUGCGUGAAGAAGCAUUCUUUUUAAUGUGCAUCGAUUUUUGUAAUAUCUUUUCUCUGGAAAGCUGUUGGUGCAGGAUGCAUUUUUGAGAAUGGAGUAGGGAAGUUAUCGCAAGUAUUUGGAUUGUUUAUUUAAGAAUACAGAAUUACAGAGGUUUGAUAUGAACGAUAUGAAGUGUUCCCCCCAAAAACCACCCGGAUUAUAUUACCCCGUUUACGCCCAUGAUAUCCCGCCGCCCCUGAAUACAAUGACGAACAAACAAGCCGUGUUAUCAAGCUAGACUUUUUCGAUUUUUGACGAUGUAUGUUUCUAAUGUAAAUAUUUUAAAAUAUAUUUAUAAUGCAAUUGAACCAAUUCAAA